Molecule: messenger RNA, 2751 nt
Organism: Megalops cyprinoides (Indo-Pacific tarpon)
Lineage: Eukaryota; Metazoa; Chordata; Actinopteri; Elopiformes; Megalopidae
Gene: ccdc87
Product: coiled-coil domain containing 87
Exons: 19
Coding region: 1-2751 (916 amino acids)
Source: RefSeq, a predicted model, not a curated record
AUGACCACAGAGGGCGGGCUGUGGAGGCGCGGAGCAGGACAUCCGGAAGAGGUUGUCCGCAGGACUCAGAUGGGGGUCUCUGCACAGAGCAUCCACCAGCGGUACCACAGUGUGCUGGGGCCCCUGUCACUGUUCUCUCAGUGCAGGGAGAAGGAAGGCAGGGAUGAGGAGCAGUGCCCUGUAGCACCUGGCUCUGAGGGGCUCAGGAUGUGCCCCAGCUCCCUGCAAGAGCUCUGCCGCCUGGCACAGUGCAGGAUGCAGGCGCGGUCUGUCCGUCACCCCGCAUCCCAACAGGACAAGCAGGCACUGACGGAGGUGCUGAUGUCGAAGCUGGGACUGCUUUGGCAGGAUCUGACAUCGCUGACUGGUGACCCCUCCCUGACCCAAGACGAGAACAAGGGACUUCACUGUGAGGCUUUCAGGGAGGUCAUCCGGAUCUGUGAGGAGCUCUACCUGCACUACCUGAGCCUGCUGCACACUCUUAGGAAACGUGCCAUUUUCAGUGACCAGGCCAACCUCAGCCGUGUCAGAGCGCAUAUUGCCUUGGACUGUACCACUCUUCUGAACGUCCAUUCAAUCAAGGACUAUCUGAUCGAGAGAAUCAAGGCGUUGAGGACGGAGAGGCUCGGUACUGCGAAAGGCAGCGGUGUACAGGGGCACGAGGGGGCGCCAGACACACGCUCCACCACCCGAAAGCUGAACUUCAGUCUGCAGCCCCCGUCAGGCAGGGGGAAGAGCAGGGCGAGCAGACAGCAUAGGGACUCCAUAGAGAGGGACCUUCAAGAGAUUAAUGAGGCAAUUGGAGCGCUUGACCUGGAGCUUGUGUAUGACCUCACACCGUCUCACGUGGAGCAAACCACCAACAGAGGAGGCACACAGUGUACUGAAGUCAGCGGGCCUAGAACAAAAGGACAGAGGGAAGACCAGCGCUCCGCCAGUCCGCAUCUCAGUAGAUUGAAGGGUAGUAACUCUGUCCCAGAGCUGCAGCAGCAGAUGCUGUUGGAGGAAUUCGAGAAAGGCGCGUCGCCAGUUCGGCCCCAGACCCCGCUGGUAUUACAGGCCACAAGCUGGAGUUCCAACCUGGAUAAGUCCAUCAGCCCAGCUGAAGACCUGAAGAGAUUGUUACAGGACAGUGUUCCACAGGAGAAGUUGGGGCAGGUGGACCCUGAAGCAGACCUGCCACCUCUGAUUAAACCCCUGACCCACAGUAGCACCACAAAGCUAGAGCUCCUCCAGCAGUCCCUGCAGAGGCUGAAUGAGGAGGAGGAUAAGGAGGUGGUGACAAAAAGGGCCCCGGUGGAAGAACCGGAGCACCCCCAGGCGGACGUCGAUAGCAUCACGCUCUCACCAAAUCACAUCGCCCGCAUAGCGGCCUCUCGUGUGUCCGACAGGGUUUUCACUGAGACCAUAAAAAUUCAGGCACAGUCGCCUGUCUACAAUGACCUUACUGGAGAGAUAGAGCAGUCCUCAGCGCAGUGGAUGGAUCGGAACCUGUUUGCGGGGGCAGAAGUAACAGAGCUCUACAAGGAGCUAUCAAAAAGCAUUUCAACCCAGCACCUGAACUUCGAUGAGGAUCCAAUGUUUGAACCAGCCCCAACAGACAUCAACUUCCAGAACUCACUCUCAUCCAAAGCUAAGAGCCCAUGUCUUAUCAACCCUGAGCUAAAGAGGCCAAACAUCAGCAAUGCAGCCCAGAGUAGGAGGGCUGAAAUUCCCAAGGAGCGCAAGAGACCGCAGGAUGUGACAUCACGGGAGCACGCUGCCUGGAUGCAGUGGUGGAAGUCCCACCUGUCCCUGGGCGAUUACCUGAAAUUCCUCUCGAACAAGGACCUGGAUUACCUGUCAGUGGUGUUUCACCUUCACGACAGUGAUGAGGAAGGCGAUGAGAAGAGCGGGGAUCAUACCCAUCAGCAGGAGGAGGAGAGACAGCGAAGGCAGAAGAUUGAUGCUCUGAGACGUAGAAAGCAGGAGUUUGCAGCUGGGGUGUGGAACGUGAACUCCGUCCUGCUCGGGGGGUUAGGGAAGGAUCCGUCACCAGAGGAUGUUAGCUCAGAUGAGGACAUGCCUCUCAGCUCCAAGCAGGAGCAGCGUGGCGCGGCAGCGGGGGGUUCGGAGGGAGUCCAGCUGCAGACGCGGCUGGAGAACAUCUGGAAUGUCCUGUGCUUCCCGGAUGGACUGAGGCAGGACAUGGCCCUCAAAUACAGCUCAGACGCUCACAGGGACCAGCUUGAGGAGGCAACUGUGGCUUGGGAGCGCGCUGCCCAACUGGUCCAGCAGAGGGAGACAUUGCUGCACCAACUGGAGGUGUUUGAGAAGGAUGCCUCUGAUCCCAACAGAUUCUUCCAACAUGGUUAUGGAGGCACAUCAAUGGCAAGGAUGGACGAGUCCAGGCGCAGGGAAAAACUCAACUCCCAGAUAUCAGUUCUGGAGAAGGAGCUGCAAAAUAUCAUACAAGAGGUUAAACGCCGUUUCCAUGACACUGUCACAUACAGGGGCAGGCCCUAUGGGGAGAAGAUGCGCCGGGACCGCAUUGAGAUGCUGUACUGGCUGCAGCAGGAACGUCGCGUGCAAGCCUUGGAGAAGGUGCUGGGCAGCUCAGGGACUGUCCCUGCCAGACUGCCCCCACUGGAGCCAAACCAACAGACUCGCGUGCUCACCCCGCACCCUCCACGGAACCCCCACCCACCCGGUUCUGCAGUGAGAAGAAACUCCCGGCGGGAUCCUAACCCACGCAGCCAUAUUAUGCACUAA